AUGACCGAACCUGAUCUGGAAUCAAAGAUGGCUGAACUUGAGUUGUUUAGCGCAUCUUCUGCUCCACCCAAACGAGCAGCAGAGCCGAACCAGGUCGUCGCAAAGCGUCAACGUGUGGAAGGUACCCGCUACAACUUCAGUCACUUGAAGAGGCCAGAGCCAGAGGAUUUUCAAGGACCUCUGCAGUUCAUGCAGGUGGACAUUGACUACUAUACAAAGGCACCUGACAUGCGCUUUCCGAACUUGGAAAAUCCCUAUUCUCCAGAAACUGUGGUGCCGGUGUUGCGGAUGUAUGGUGUGACUGAGGAAGGGCACAGCUUGAUGGCCCACAUCCAUGGGUUUGAGCCAUAUUUCUAUGUGGAGUGCCCUGAGGAGCUCCAGAAACCUGAUGGCUUGGAAGCAUUUCGUCAGUCCUUGGAGAGCCUGUUGGCAACUUCUGGAUGCCGUGACAAGGCAAGUCCUUUUGUGAGGAAAGUGGAACUGGUUCAGCGUUCCACUCUGAUGAGAUGGCAAGGAUCCAACGAACACUCAUGCUUUUUGCGAGUGGUUGUUGCCGUGCCCAGCCUUGUGGCCACAUGCAGGCGCAUGCUGGAGGCUGGAUUCUCACUCGGUGGCAAGGGGCACUUCCCUCCCAGCACGUCAUAUGAGACCAACAUCCCCUUCGCUCUUCGAUUCAUGGUCGAUCGUGAACUUGCUGGUGGCGGCUGGGUACUGGCUGAGAACGCGAUCCGACGAGCAGGCGCUGACCACCUCAGUUGGUGCCAGCUUGAAGUGGACAUGUACUAUUCGGAUUUGAAACCACAGGAAAAACUUCACAUUGCUCCUUUACGUAUUCUCUCAUUUGAUAUCGAGUGCUACAAUCCUGAAGGGAAGGGCUUUCCAAAAGCAGAAAGCAGCCCAGUGAUCCAGAUAGCUGUUUACUUGAAGGUCCAUGGUUGUGAGCGCGCGCUUUCUCAUGCUGUGUGGACGUUGAAUUCGUGCAAUGAGAUUGCAGGAGCGACCGUGUAUGCUUUCGAGACCGAGGAGGAGAUGCUGAUGAGCUUCCGACACUUUGUCCAGGAGACUGACCCAGAUGUGAUCACUGGAUACAACAUUGUCAACUUUGAUUUGCCGUACCUCGUGGACCGCUCGGAAGUAAAGAACAUCAAUACAGACUUUUGCAAAUUAGGACGGCUCAGAAAUGACAGAUGCCGCAAACGAGUCAACAACUUCAGCGGCCGAGAAUCAAUUGAGAUCAACAUUGAUGGACGAAUCAACUUUGAUAUGCUUGCGGUGAUCCAGAAGGAGCAAAAGUUGAGCUCAUAUUCUUUGAACGCAGUUUCGGCGGAGUUUUUGGGCGAACAAAAAGAGGAUGUGCACCAUAGCAUGAUUGGCGACCUCUUCCUCGGAAGUGCUGAGAGUCGACGACGUUUGGCCAUUUACUGCUUGAAGGAUGCCUACCUUCCAAUGCGUUUGAUGGAGAAGCUGUUGUGCAUGUACAACUAUGUGGAGAUGGCCCGUGUGACUGGCACUCCGAUCAACUUUUUGCUCAAUCGGGGGCAGAUGAUCAAAGUCCAGUCUCAGCUUCUUCGGAAGGCACAACAGUGUGGCUUUGUGAUGCCUACUCUGCCGAAGACAGAAGCUUCCAACGACAAGUUUGAGGGUGCAACGGUCUUGGACCCAUUGACAGGAUACUACCCACAGCCAAUCGCAACUUUGGACUUCGCAUCUCUGUAUCCUUCCAUCAUGAUGGCGCACAAUCUUUGCUACUGCACCCUUCUCAAACCAGAGCAGGUCAGAGAUCUUCAGCCAGAUGAGUACACAAAGACACCUAGCGGCUGUUUCUUCCUGAAAAGCUCAAAGCGACGCGGGCUGCUUCCCAUGAUUCUGGAAGAGCUGCUGGCUGCCAGAAAGAGAGCUAAAAAGGCCAUGGCAGAGGCGACGGAUCCGCUCACGAAGUCUGUUCUGAAUGGCAGACAGCUUGCUCUGAAAGUAUCUGCAAACUCGGUGUAUGGCUUCACAGGUGCCACGGUUGGCGUACUGCCCUGCCUAGAUAUCUCCUCCAGCGUGACGGCUUUCGGGCGAACGAUGAUAGACCACACAAAGCAGAUGGUGGAGGCCAACUACUGCAUUGAAAAGGGCUAUCCUCACGAUGCUCAGGUCAUUUAUGGUGAUACCGACUCCGUGAUGGUGAAAUUCGGAGUUGACGAUGUUGCGGAGGCGAUGCGCUUGGGCCAGGAAGCUGCUGAAAUGGUCAGUGCCACCUUCACAAAACCCAUCAAGUUAGAGUUUGAGAAGGUUUACUGUCCAUAUUUGCUGAUGAACAAAAAGCGCUACGCUGGUUUGUACUGGACCAAUCCUCACAAUUACGACAAGUUGGAUGCAAAGGGCAUUGAGACAGUGCGACGGGACAACUGUGGCCUUGUGCGUCAACUGGUGGACAUUUCGCUGAGAACGAUCCUGAUUGAUAAAUCAGUCCCCAAAGCUGUGGAGUUUGUGCAGAAAGCGGUGUCGGACCUGCUGCAGAACAAGAUCGAUCUUUCCUUGCUUGUCAUCACAAAGUCAUUAGGAAGAGGUGCCCAUGCAGAGGACUAUGCUGCCAAACAAGCUCAUGUGGAGCUGGCAGAGCGCAUGAGGAAGCGGGAUCCAUCAACUGCACCAGGAAGCGGAGAUCGAGUGCCCUACGUCAUUGUUACCGGCUCCAAAGGUGCCAAGGCUUAUGAGAGGAGCGAGGAUCCGCUGUAUGCACUGGAGAACAACAAAUCAGUGGAUGCCCAAUAUUACAUCGAGCAUCAGCUUCAGCUUCCUCUCCUUCGAAUAUUUGGUCCAAUCAUGGGCGAUGAUAAGAAAGCCCAGUCCCUCCUGUUCUGCGGCCAACACACGAGAAAGCUGCACACACCAACCCCACAAGGCGGCGCAUUGGCCAAGUUUGUGACGAAGAGCCUGCGGUGUAUGGGUUGCAAGGCUGUCAUCAAAGCUGGCUUGCUAUGCGAGCACUGCGAAAAGGAAAAGGCGGCUGAUGUAGUGAUUGAGCAGAUGGAGAACUUCCGGCAGAAAGAGGAAGAAUUCAGCCGCCUGUGGACCCAAUGCCAACGCUGCCAAGGAAGCUUGCUGGAGCCGGUGAUUUGCUCGAACCGGGAUUGUGAGAUUUUCUAUCGCCGUGCCAAGGCUCGAAAGGACGUGCAGCUGGCACAGGAGCAGCUUGCUCGACUCAAGCUGGAUUGGUCAGAGAUGCUUUGCGCCCAGCUUCAUUCGCGCGAUGAGCCAGAUUAUCCAAGCAUUGCUGUGGCAAACAAAGUGUGCUUCCCUACGGAUUCAUCCAGGCUUGCAAACUUGAACCGCUUGGCUUUCAGAUUUGGAUUGGAUAGCUUCCUUGCCUCAAUGGUAGAAAUUCAAAAAGCGUGGCCUUUGUUUGUUUUAUCGGGCAUGCUGACGAUCAUUUUUUGCUUUGGGCACUUGAAGGUCUUUAGUCAAGACCCCUCGCUUGUGUUUUGGGCAAACACCGGCUUCUUCACUGUUGUGUUGGGCUUCAUUGGGGCAGUCUCGGUGAUUGAUGCAGUGGAUUUGGAGUUGAGCCUGGGAGGUCCAUGGAGCCUUUUGUCCAAUGUUGAGUUCCUUCUUGGUGUUGCAUCACUUGCAUGCGUUUCCAUCUUCCACAUCGCAGUUUUUUUUGACCGGCCAAAUUUGGAGAAUGCCUUCCAAGCGGUGAAGGCAUGCGGGGAAUGCACAAGGGAUGUGCCGGCCAUUCUGACAGAGCCAGUGCUGGCAGCAGCAAGGAAGGUUAUCUUGUUGGUCAACUUCGCUGUUGGCUUGAUGUUCUUUGCUUCUGCCUUCGAUCGGGUUCCGGAUGGGGCCACAUACCAGAUCCACUACCAGGCGAAGGACUUGUGGCUUGCCGCUGGCUUCAUUCUUGCCUUUCUCUGGGUGUACGACUUCAGUAAUGCAGUGUCAUGCUUUGUAUAUGCAUACAUGUCCGCAAGCUGGUUCUAUUCACCCAUGGAGGAGAAGCAGUUUGAAGGGAACAGCUUGCUCCUCGAUGCGUACUGUGCCAUAGUUCAGAACCAUCUUGGAUCCCUUGCGUUUGGAUCUUUGGUCAUUCUGAUCAUGCGCCCUGUGAGACUGGUCCUCGACUACACCACUCGACCUAUUCGCAAAGCAGAGGAUGAGGAUGCAAAUUUGUGCACCAAGUGUGCUGCCGCUCUCGGUUGCUGGAACAAGGUGUGCGAAGCAGCCAUCCAAGCCUACGAGAAGAACAUCCGCAAGUUGCGACGCAGUGCAUACAUGGACAUAGCGCUGGCCGGGCAUGGAUUCAUUGAAGCGGCCCAUGAUGCUGAUCAAUAUUUGGCGGGCAAGCAAGUCAAUGUCUCUGAAUUUGAUGGUGCUGCCCUUCUAGUUGCUACAUCAAGCAGCUUCUCCAUUUCUGCGGUGGGAGCAGCACUGACACGACUUCUUUGCGCAGUUUGGCCAGACUACAGCUCUACAAGCAGCCCAAACCUGAUCAUGUUGCCUACCUUCGUGAGCUUCAUCUCCUUUGUGAUUUGCAUGCUGAUCUCCUGGCCUUUCUGUUUGCUGAGCGAUCAUGUUGCGGACUCUAUUUUCUUCUGCUUCUGCCGUGAUGCUUGGCAAUAUGGUUUCGGCACUUCAGAUGAGCGUGGUGCCUUGAAUCGCGGGUGCAACUUACAAACACUUUUUGGAGGUGUUGGAAGCUCCAUGGCGGUGCUGACGUCGAGCCACCCCGAACAUACUCAGGCAUUGAAGCAGGCUUUCGACUCAAUGACAUGA
Molecule: messenger RNA, 4761 nt
Organism: Durusdinium trenchii
Lineage: Eukaryota; Dinophyceae; Suessiales; Symbiodiniaceae
Source: the annotation of a GenBank genome assembly